Folsomia candida is the source of this 447-nucleotide messenger RNA. RefSeq lists its product as uncharacterized. NCBI's taxonomy places the organism in Eukaryota, Metazoa, Arthropoda, Collembola, Entomobryomorpha, Isotomidae. The transcript has a single exon. Gene Ontology annotation, molecular function: acyltransferase activity, transferring groups other than amino-acyl groups. The coding region runs from base 1 to 447 and encodes 148 amino acids. The record is from RefSeq and is a predicted model, not a curated record.
AUGUCAUCCGUGAAAAUUAUGGAAGCAAAAACGCACGAGGAAAUUGCAACCUGUCGGCCAGUGAUCCAAGUUCUACGUCCGCACGUCGUGGAAUCCACAUUCGUGGACCGUGUGACGCAACAGCAAAAAGAAGAAGGCUACCGACUCCUCUACAUCCGCCAAGACGCUCUCGGCGUGUGUGCCAUUCUCGGUUUUCGUGUCCUCAACUUUCUUUGGUCAGGAAAAACCAUGUACAUUGACGACUUUUGCACGCUCCCUUCCACUCGGGGCAAAGGUUACGGCGGGGCACUGCUGGACCGUGCUGCAGAAAUCGCCAAGGAACUCGACUGCGAGGGAGUGUCCCUGGACUCUGGAUACACAAGAAACGAUGCUCAUCGUCUCUACUUGAAUAAAAAAUUCAAAUUGGACGAACAUCAUUUUCACAGAUCUUUGACAGAGGAUCAGUGA